Molecule: messenger RNA, 2407 nt
Organism: Pseudopipra pipra
Lineage: Eukaryota; Metazoa; Chordata; Aves; Passeriformes; Pipridae
Gene: BLOC1S6
Product: biogenesis of lysosomal organelles complex 1 subunit 6
Exons: 5
Coding region: 161-658 (165 amino acids)
Biological process (GO): intracellular transport
Cellular component (GO): transport vesicle; BLOC-1 complex
Source: RefSeq, a predicted model, not a curated record
GCGCCGUCCCGUUCCCCGGGGCACGGCGGCUCCUCUCUAUGGUGCGGCGGGGCCGGGGUCGCCGGUCCGCCCCGCUCGGUGAGGGCACCGGACCCGCCUCCCUCCGCCGCGGGCUCGGCCCUUGCCCUGCCGUGCCCGAGGGGCGGCCGGAGCGGCGGCGAUGAGCGACGCGGAGCGGCCGGAGGAGGCGGCCGCGGGCGGCCCCGGGCGCUCGCUGGGCCCUAGUGUUGCAUCUCCAGAUGAAGGAGUAGUAGAAGAUCUGCCUUUAAUAGAUGAGAAAGCUGUGGAGCAGCUGACUGAAGGAUUGAUUUCCCAUUAUCUGCCUGAUCUUCAGCGAUCAAAAUCAGCACUGCAGGAACUUACACAGAACCAGGUGGUAUUACUAGAAACAUUAGAACAAGAAAUUUCUAAAUUCAAAGAGUGUAACUCCAUUCUUGAAAUCAAUGCUUUGUUUUCAGAAGCUAAACACUAUCACAACAAGUUAGUGAAUAUUAGAAAUGAAAUGAUGAUGAUCCAUGAGAAGACGUCAAAGUUAAAAAAAAGAGCACUUAAGCUGCAACAAAAGAGGCAGAAGGAAGAACUAGAACGAGAGCAGCAACGUGAGAAGGAACUUGAAAGAGAGAAACAGUUAACGGCAAAACCUGCAAAGAGGACAUGAAAGCAGAGCAUGCAACAACUUGUCUGAAUUAAUGAUUUCUGCAUUCUCUGGAAUUAAGGCAGACUUUGCAUAAACUGGGCUAUAGCUGUUACUGGCAGCCUAUGGUAAUACCCUAUGGUAUUAUAAAUUCCAGAAUGGUAAUAAUAGUGUUGUUAACAUUCACAUUUUUUCAUUUCAGCCAUUCAAGUUGCCUUCUUUUGUAAUGCUAUGCAGUUUGAUACUAUUAUAACGUAAGUUAAUUUUUUAUGUAUAUGUAUAUUGGAGAACUUAGGCAUCAUAAUUUUAAAUAUCUUUUUUUUUUCAUUUGUCCUUCUGGUGUUUGGAAUUCUGAGAGAUAUUUGAUGACUUGUUUUUCAGACAAAAUACAGAAUACCAGUUAAAGUUCCCUUCUCAUCACUGAUCUUCAGUGGCUGCCUGUUUCACUGAAACUGCCUUGUUUCAGGCAGUUGGGAUCUGCCUUUGAUCACAAAUACUGACUUUUUGUGCAGCCUUAGUUUGGUCCAUCUCUAACGAUCUGAAGAAACUUCCAGUGUAUUUGCCUAAAAACUCACUUUAUUGCUGCAAUCUUAUUUUUUUGGCAUCAAGUAGCUUAAAAACAGUUUUAAAGUAACUUCUGAAUAAGUUCCCAGCUGAAUUGAUUGACGGGGGAAAGCAGAACACGAAAGAUUGUCAAAAUUGAUGUGUGCACAAUGCAGAGAUUGAUGAAUUUGUGCUUCCACAAACAUUUGAGUCAAACCAGGGAACUGUUGCUUCUGUAAUGUCAUCUAAGCAUAUUUUUUGUGGGAUUAGAAGUUACAGUUUCUUUGUCUUGUGUGAGAAAAUAAAACAUAACCAAAACUAAACAAUUUCCACUUCAGUUUCCUGUAGGAAAACUAUUGCAUUUAAUUUUUUUUCCUUAACAAAUGAAUCAUUUGCACUUUGGGGCAAUGUAAGAGAAUUUUUGUUAUGCUGUCCUUACCCAAAUUAAUGAUUAUUACUGUGUACUGAUGAUAAAUUUGAAUGGAGGUUGAUAUCCAUUUCUCUGAAUGUAAUUCUUGUCUUGCAGCACUUGGUGAGAACUCCCAUUCCAAUGAAUGUACAUGUUGUCUAGACUGGUAAAAGAGCUUUAAACUAUUUGUUCCUACAGUCUAACAAACUAGCUAUUUUAUAUCUGUGUUAUUUUUUAAGUGGUAAUGUAAGUGGUGUGUUUUGAAGUAAGAUAAAGGAUAAGCUAUCUAAAGUUUUCCAUAAAAUAUGUAUAGGAAGGUAUCAGAGAGGCACAGGCAAUUUUAUUUUUUCUUCUGUUUUAGAUUACUUUUACACACUGUACACCUGCCUGGAUUCUUCUGUAUUGUGAUUUUCUCCUAAUUUCCUGUUCUUAAUAUUUGUCAUCUUUUUCUAACAAGUACCCAUCCAACAUGCAAGGUAAACUGGGGUAAAAUUUAGGGGCAAGGAGAACAAACUACUUAAAGCCUGCUUAAAGUCUGAAGAGACACUGAAAUGCUGUUACUGAAGCAGUAAUAGAUUAAAACUUUCCACAGGUAUUUUUCCCUUAAGUUGACUUGUGUCUUUUACUUGCCAGUGGAUUGUUGACCUGUGCUGUGGUUUGUAUGUAUUUCUAAGAGAAAUGUAAAGAAUUUCCACAGUCCAUUUUUUGGAGCAGAAUGUACAUAAGUAAAUGUUGUUUAAAUAUUUUAUUUUGUAAUGUAAUUUGAAAAUCAGAUUCUGGGAAUUUAAACAGUUCUCAUUAAAGUAUAACAUAAAACUAAA